Molecule: messenger RNA, 527 nt
Organism: Prosopis cineraria
Lineage: Eukaryota; Viridiplantae; Streptophyta; Magnoliopsida; Fabales; Fabaceae
Exons: 1
Coding region: 87-416 (109 amino acids)
Source: RefSeq, a predicted model, not a curated record
CUGUCUCUCACUCACUUCCUCAUUACUCACCAUCCCUUCUUCUUCUUCUUCUUCAUCGUCAUCAGUAAAUCUGUGUGAUAACCACCAUGGCUUCUUCAAGGUUCAGUUUCACAGAGCACUGGCUUCUUGUGGCCGCCACGGCUCUUAUAUGUGGAUCUGUCAGCUACAUUAUCUACGACGCCGUCAUGGCCACCGCCUCCGAGCUGCUUCAGCGCCUUCUCAUCAUUUCGCCGUUGCUGUUGAUCAUCGUUGUCCACUGCCUCUCCUCAGGUACUCAGCUCAACUUCCCCAUGCCGGGAUCUGAACCCGCCGCCAUCCACCGAGCCGGAGGCUCCCCUUGGGGCGUCGCCUUUGUCCUCCUCAUUCUCUUUGUCCUUAUCGCCUAUCAACCUUCAUUCCUCAAUCUCGUUUCUUAGCUCUAAUGCCAUGCAUGCUUUCAUGUGAUCAUGAAAUUGGGCCAUGUACAUUCAAUAUCUAUGUCUCACUCUGAAAUAAUAAUAAUAAUUAAGAACUUGAUCUAUGUAUAA